CUAUCUCAUAACUUAAAAGUAUUCUCAAUAUGAUCAAAGUUGUAGUACUUACAUUGGUGCUAACCACUAGCUUUGUAUGGAGUAGCACAAGUGAUUCUGAUGAUCAUGUCCAUUAUUGCAUAGAGAAGGAGAGACAAGCUCUUCUCAACUUGAAGAAAGGCUUUGUCGAUGAUGGCAAUCGUCUAUCCUCGUGGACAAGUACCAGACGAGAUUGUUGUGCAUGGAGAGGUAUCAGGUGCGAUAACAUAACUCGUCAUCAUAUUAUCAUGCUUGAUCUUUAUUCUAGCUGGAAUGAUACACCAUUGUAUGGUGAAAUUGGUCAUUCUUUGGUUGAGUUGCAACAUUUGAGGUACCUAGAUUUUAGUCACAAUAAGUUUAUUAAAAUUCCUGAGUUUAUUGGUUCUUUAACUAGACUCACAUAUCUCAACUUUGAUUGGAAUCCUAUUAUAUCCAUUCCUAAUUCCCAACUUGGGAACCUUACCAUGUUGCAAGUUCUCAAACUAGAUGCAAAUAAUUCUUAUGAUGUUAGUACUAAUCUUGAAUGGCUUUCUCAUCUCUCUUCUCUUAGAAUCUUAUCGUUGAGUGACAUCAAUAUAACGAAUUCGAAAUCCACAGAUUGGUUUCACUUGAUUAAAAGAGCAAAAUCUUUAUCAAGUUUAGAGUUAUAUAGAUGUACACUUCAACCAAUAGAUAUCUUCACUAACAAAAAUUCUUCAAAUUCUCUCACCAAUCUUGAUAUUUGGGGCAGUACCAUACCUCCUAAAACAGUUCCUUGGUUGCUAAAUAUGAGUACCAAUCUAGUUAAUCUCACCUUUAUAGAUAAUGAAAUAAAUGGUCCUAUUCCCAAUUCUUUUGAAAACAUGAGAUCUCUUGCACACGUCGAUUUAUCUUCGAAUGGAUGUGAAGGUGAAAUACCAAAAUCAUUGGGGAAUCUUUGUAAUCUUCAAAUAUUAGUAUUGAGCAGAAAUAAAUUCAAUGGAACACUUUCUGAUGUGCUAGAUAGUCUAAGUGGCUGUGCUAAAUAUUCCUUAGAAACUUUAGAUUUUGAUCAGAACCAAUUAAGAGGAUCAUUUCCUAGUUUGAAACCUUUCCCAAUCUUUUUGAAAGAUUUAUGGAUUGGUUUCAACCAAUUAGAAGGAACAUUGCCCAAUCUUUCGAUGUUUUCAAAUCUUAGAACGUUGGAUGUACCUUACAAUAAGUUUAAUGGUACUUUACCCGAAGAUAUUGGUAAGCUUCAUGAUCUCGAGUACUUGUCUGUCUCUUCGAAUUCUUUCACCGGGCUUGUGAGUGAAGUUCACUUUGAAAAACUUUCUAAAUUGAAACAUCUUUAUUUAUCCUAUAACUCCUUAACAUUGAGGAUCAAUUCCUCUUGGAUUCCACCAUUUCAACUAGAUAGACUAUCAUUGAGAUUCUGCAAGUUAGGUCCACAAUUUCCUACUUGGCUAAACACCCAAAUAAAUCUUUCAUAUCUUGACAUCUCAAAUUCUGAAAUUCAUGAUGAAAUUCCUAAUGGGAUUUUCAAUCAAACUUUGAAAUUGAAUUUUCUAGAUCUAUCUUCGAAUCAAUUUCAUGGUCGUAUUCCACCUUAUCUGUCGAAUAUCAGCAUGUUGUUUCUUUCAAAUAAUAGAUUUAUUGAUCUAAAGACUUUUCUUUGUUAUCCAUUACAAGGAUCAAUAAAAGUUCUUGACAUUUCCAAUAAUAUGUUAAGUGGAAGUCUUCCUAAUUGUCAUUGGAAUAUGAAGGAACUAAUUGUUCUGAAAUUAGAUAACAAUAAUUUGUCUGGAAUAAUUCCAAGAUCAAUCGGUUUGUUGUAUGGAAUUCAAUAUUUGCUUUUGGGACAUAAUAAUUUUUCAGGAAAUCUUCCUUCAUCUUUAAAGAAUUGUACACAACUUCAAGUUCUUGAUGUCGAAUAUAAUAAUUUAGAAGGAAAUAUACCAUCUUGGAUUGGAAAAAGACUCACAAAUUUGAUUAUUCUUCGAAUAAGAUCAAAUCAUUUUAAUGGAGUCAUACCAUCUAACUUGUGUCAUCUUCAAUUUAUUCAAAUAUUUGACAUUUCAUUGAAUAGCAUAGCAGGGCUUAUUCCUUCAUGCAUACAAAAUUUCACUUCUAUGGUAGAUAAAAAGAAACAGAGCCAUAUAAAUAUUUGGACAGAAAUUCCCAUUUAUGAUGACAUUUAUUUAACGUAUCAAAUUGUUACAUCGAUUAUGUGGAGAGGUACUUAUCGCGAGUAUAGCAACACUCUUGGAUUAUUAAGAGUGAUUGAUCUCUCGAGUAAUAAUUUGCUUGGUAAAAUUCCUAAAGAGUUAACAAACCUUGUUGAAUUGGUUCAACUUAACUUAUCAAGGAACAAUUUGAAUGGCACAAUCCCUAUGAAGAUUGGGAACUUGAAUAAGCUAAACUCUCUAGAUUUAUCCCACAACAAGCUUUCCGGUGUAAUUCCAACAAGCUUGGCAAGCAUAUCUACUCUGUCUUUGUUGGAUUUGUCGAAUAACAAAUUGUCAGGAAGAAUCCCUACCGGCACUCAACUACAAACUUUUAAUGCUUCGAUGUUCAUGCAUAAUGAUGGAUUGUGUGGACCUCCAUUGACCAAUUCAUGUCUUGGAGAUGAGUCACCGAAUCGUCCUCGAGAUCAUUCAGAUGGUGCUGAAGAUAGUGAAGAAUGGAUUGACAUGUCAUGGCUUCGUAUGGGAAUUUGGGUUGGAUUUGUAAUUGGAUUUGUUGGAGUGUGUGGUAAUUUAUUACUUAACACUUCUUGGAGACUUAACUAUUUUAGUUACAUGGGCACCAUUGGUGGUUGGGUUUAUGUGAGGAUUUGUGUGCAGACAAAUUUAUUGAAGAGAAGAUUUUUCAACUAAUUGGAAUUAGUAGCUUUGAAGUUUCAAGAGUUUUGGAGUUGAAGCACUAAAGGGUACCAACUCCACAUUCAUGUUUAUUAAGGAAUGUUAAAAGGGCGCGACAACACUACUACAAAAUGUCAUACUGUUAAUCUGAUGGUGGUAUUGAGCUCUUAUGAGUUAGAUUAUAGCUCUCAAUAAUGAUAAUUUUAUUUUUACCUUUUAAUAUUUGUUUAUGAAUAAUUCAAUGUAUUUCUUUAUAAAUGAUAAUUUAAUUUACCAAUUAAACAUAAUGAAUAAAACAACAUUAAAAAAAAACAAUUUAGUUUGCUUCAAUAUAUUAUUACACGAUUAUAAACUACUAUUUUCAUCAUCUUCUCUAGACGUCUAUUAUAAAUGGAUGGUUUAGAAGCAUCGUUGCUGUUGGUCUCUUUGAUGGAUUAGUUUCAAAGCAAUUUAGCAAAAAAUCUUUUGCCUCUUUUGAAACAUGUCUAG
This is a messenger RNA of Cannabis sativa, 3329 nucleotides long. RefSeq names its product receptor-like protein EIX2. Lineage: Eukaryota; Viridiplantae; Streptophyta; Magnoliopsida; Rosales; Cannabaceae. The coding region runs from base 30 to 2855 and encodes 941 amino acids. Gene Ontology annotation, molecular function: protein binding. The transcript is spliced from 2 exons. The record is from RefSeq and is a predicted model, not a curated record.